Messenger RNA from Cladocopium goreaui, 1488 nucleotides. Lineage: Eukaryota; Dinophyceae; Suessiales; Symbiodiniaceae. The record is from the annotation of a GenBank genome assembly.
AUGGAAAAAAGAUGGUAUGACCUUGCCAAAGCACAGGCUUUACCAAAGGAGAAAAUCUCCAAAAGACUGAAGGCAAACCAGGCUCCGUGUUCUUUCAGCUUCGUGAAUGUGGGCAACCGGAACACCGGGAUAACUACUGAAUGUCCCCUGUGCCAGUUAGAAGAUGACACCAACUAUGAGUUCUACCUGGAGUGGCUCCCGCUGUUCUGUGCGGACUUGCCGUACAUUUCGGAAAUCAAGGACGUUCUGAUGAAGCUGCACGAUGAAUGUGGCCCCUUAUGCCGGGCAAAGACCAAGCUUGAAGUUGAGGACUUGAAGUUCAUCGUGCGUCAAUUGCGUGGCCAUAUGUGGGCCAAAAAAGGAAAGACGAAGUCGCAGGAGUCACUGAAUCCUGAGGAGACCCCAGCUUCUCAGGAGGUCUCAGCUUCUCAGGAGGCACCAGCUUCUCAGGAGGCACCGGCAAGCACAGGAGGUGACCCGCUUCUUGGGUUUUCACUUACCAAGGAAAAUUUAGAAGAAGAGGCAGAGGCCUUGGAGAGCCAAAAGAAUGUGGGUGCAGUAGCUCAGGAUUCACAGCUUGUUGAGUCGCAAGCGGAUCGGGAAGAACCAAGUGCUCCUUCGGGAGUUGAAAGCCCAAUGCCACUUGAAAGUAGCCAGCAGCCUGGGACUUCUGCUGUUGUUGAUAUUUGCACACCAGAGACAAGUUUAGACCCAGCCUCACCUCCACCACCUGCUUUGGAAGACAGUCAAACACCUCCCCACUGGACUAGCGACCAGAAGUUCGAGCAAUACCUCAAAGGCCCACCUGUGCCUGUUGAAACACCUCAGCCCGCAACUCCCGGGGAAGAGGAACUGAAAAAAAUGGAACACCAGGAGGAGGAUCAUGAUACCCGAUCAGAUGAAGAGGAACUGAAGAGAAGGCAAGCUUUUAAGGAUCGAAGUCCUUUGUUUGAAGUUCCAGAGUUGCCGGACCUGAUGGAAGAGUACUUGGAAAAAUUCCCAGAGAUGAAAGAUUUCAAGAAAGACAAAGACCAAAAGGUGGUUUCCAAUUUGGUCCUUCAGUUGCAGAAAGAUGCCCGCAGAGACGUCAACGCUGAGAAGAGAGAGGCACAGGGAGAGUUGGACCAGAAACGGCAGAAAAAAGAAAAGGCAGCCCAGGGAAGGGGAAAGGGUCGUGGGCGUGGGCGGGGAGGAAGAGGCCGAAAGAGUCAGGAAGAAACCCCUGAAGUUGAGGAGAACGUUCCAGGGAAAUACGCAGAUGAAGCUGUUGCUGCAUCAACUGAGCAAGGGAUGCAAAGACUUCGUUCCCAACGAGAGCUGGAGGCAGGGUGCACAUAUGGUCCAGCAAAGUUAUUAAUUAAUGCACUUGCAAACAUCAAAAUUCGAUCGUGGGAGGCUGAUGGAGGGGACGACGAAGGAGAUGGUUCUGCAGCUGAUGAGGUUCCAAAGGCCAGCCCUAUGCAGUUCAAUGAAAUUGCUCAUUCGUGA